GUCAUCUACAAUUUGAAGUGUUACAUCACCACCACCAGUACAUGGCUGUAACUCUCUGUCCCUUCUACAUUGUUCAUCUUUACUUCAUUUGUGUUCCUAAUUGUGUUUCUAAUUUUAGAGAUGAAAAUAAUAAAGAAAAUUACCCUGACAACAUCGCCCUCCUAGAAGAGAACCAGCAGCAUGUAGAACAGGCCCUGUUCCAUGGAGCAUUGCGAUACACCAUGGGCAACUUCAAGUCUAGAAAACCCAAAUCCAUCAUCAAAGGGGAGCCCGGGAAGGGCCAUGCCGAUAACCAGGAGCCAGAGAAUGUCUCUCCCAGCCCAUCGGAAUGGCAAGGGAAAGCAGGAGCCCCAGCUAAUGAGGGACCUCAGAGCGUCACCUUCCACUGCCAAGAUGUGGUGCGUCAUCAGCCAAGAUCAGAUCAGAGGGUGGCUGUUUGGCCAAAGGAAGUAGUGGAACCUCUGCGGGACUUAAACGAGGAAGAAGCCGCCCCGCUGCCGGGACUCAAGGACCCGGCUCUGUCGGCGAUCCGGAGCGUGCCGGGGGAUGAAGCCCGCGCCGGAGACCCCGCGCCGGCCUACAAAGCCUGGCAGAACGAGGGGGAGAACGGCUGCGAGGAGCCUCCGUCCAUCGGGACCAGCCGCCUGCUGCGCCACAUCACGGACGGAGACCACCCGCUGCUGUCGCCCCGAUGCUCCAUCUUCAGCCAGAGCCAGAGGUUUAACCUGGACCCCGACUCGGCCCCGUCGCCCCCCAGCACCCAGCAGUUCAUGAUGCCGAGGAGCUCUUCCAGGUGUGAGGAUGGCAAAGGGCCCCAGACCGUGACCCAGCUGACCAAGCACAUCCAGGGCCUCAAGCGGAAAAUCAGGAAAUUCGAGGAAAAGUUUGAGCAAGAAAAGAAAUAUCGGCCUUCUCAUGGAGACAAGACUUCCAACCCUGAAGUCCUGAAGUGGAUGAAUGACUUGGCCAAAGGCCGGAAGCAGCUCAAAGAACUGAAGCUAAAGCUCUCAGAACAACAUGGGAGUGUGCCCAAAGCCCUGCCCCACCGGACCCUGCCCCAGGAACCCGCCGCUGUGCCCAAAGAGACGGAGAAGCCAGAAGCUGCAGGCACCGAGCCAAAUUCCUCUGGGGAAGAGAUGCCAGAUGCCCUGGUCAAGCCGUCGAAGGAGCAAAGAGAACCACUGACUGCCCAGGAAGAUGCCAAGGUAAUGAAGCAAGACAAGAGCCUGAUAAAGCCCCUUUAUGACCGCUACCGAAUCAUCAAGCAGCUUCUGUCCACGCCUUCGCUGAUCCCGACCAUCGAAGAAGAAGAUUCAGAUGAAGACUGUCCCCAGGGCAGCCACCAGCCUUCUUUGUCAGACCCAGCCUCCCGCUUGCCCAUGGGUGAAGCCCUUCCCUUCCCCAGCGAGACUGAGCCGGCUGCAGCCCUGCCUCUGGAUGCCAAGAAGGAGGCCAGACAUCCGGCCCUUUCCAUGUCGAACCUGCACGAGGCCACCAUGCCGGUUUUGCUGGACCAUCUUCGAGAAACCAGGGCGGACAAGAAGAGGCUUCGGAAGGCGCUGAGAGAGUUCGAAGAGCAGUUUUUUAAGCAAACUGGACGGAGCCCGCAGAAGGAGGAUCGAAUCCCCAUGGCGGACCAGUACUACGAGUACAAGCACAUAAAGGCCAAGCUGAGGCUACUCGAGGUUCUCAUCAGUAAGCAAGACGUGUCGAAGACGAUCUGAGGUGCAAGAAAAGCUCCUGAUGGAACUCUCCCAGCGGGGGAAACUUCUCGGCCCAUCCUUCCUCUUGGGUCAUUUGAACACGUUCAGAAGCACUUUAAGCGGCAGGAUUCACUUGUGGAGGAGAAAGGAUGGCCGAGGCGUCCCUCCGCCAUGGGAGAGCCGAAGGACGGGCCCGGGAUCCGAGAGGUGGGAGAGCCAUGGCCAGCGGCGAUGGGGGCCGGCCGACGCAGUGUUUAAGGCGGAUGCCCACUUUGGCUGGUCUACGAGUCCGUGGUCAGGUGGUCACUUCUGGGGGAAAUGAAUCCAGUUCCGGUCUAAAGACAGGCUCGUGCGGAUGGCGUAAGAAGGGAGAGUGCGUAAGCGAAGUUCAAAAAAACAAACCAGGAGAAAUUCUGCUUUUUCAAUAGAAAGGAAUAGAAUUGGUAGCAAAAUAGUGAACACGAAGCUUCUAAUAGGGAUGUUUUCUAGCUAAGCAAACCCCCCGCAGACAUUUGGUCUGCAGUACCUUGAAAUAACCGACUUUAGACUAGGUGACGGCGGAUUUUCAUUUCUCUACUCAGAGGAGCACCUUACUUCUGCCUAUGAUUUAAUCUUGUGUUUCCAAUGACCAAAGCUCAUCCUGACGGCAUGCACUUUGUCAAGUCCCGAGUAUUGUCUCUAACUGCCAGAUGUUUAUAUUCAAAUAAAAAUAUUGCGUUAACAUUUGAAAUUAGGUAUUUUGGAUAGCUAAAUGUCUGUAGCCUAGAACUGAAUGGCCGGCCACGCUCACCAAGCUUUUGCUCCCUUACUCUCGGAUUACAGGACUAUUUUUCCAUUGGAAAUAGGCCUUUUUCAUCCUGCUUAAAUGCCGCUGUUCUAAAUGCUCUAACUCGCAAAGACCUAAGCAUUCCCUCCCGAGCUGCGGUCACUUUCUCUGGGCUUUGGGCCUGUCUGCCGUCUGGCCUGACCCCGUGAGAGGCUUCGAGCUGACGGAGCGGGCCGGGCCGCCCUCGCCAGGCCUUUCUGUUCUGGUCCGAGUCCGUAGGGGGGCAGCGUCUCCUCCGCAUUUCUGGCGUGGGCAGCGUCGAAGCAUGAUUUGGCAGACGUUCCCCUUUCCAGAGUCGGGACCCCUUCCCAGGCGGACUCCCGUCCCGCUGCUUGUGUGCUGUGAUACCCUGUAGGAGCCGCCCCCUUCGUGAGAGCCGCUGCCCAACCAUGGGCCGCUAACGGGCAGCGCCGCAGGCGGGACUCCCGGGCCGCGGCUUUGAUGGGGGACGCCGUCAUGCCGUGUGUACGGCUGCUACGAAAAUGCAACCUCUAUAUUCUGUAUGACUGUAAAUAUUUUAUAACAGCACAAAUAAAAUAUUUUUCUAUUAUA
Messenger RNA from Gracilinanus agilis (Agile Gracile Mouse Opossum), 3081 nucleotides. It is a transcript of the gene FAM13C, whose product is annotated as family with sequence similarity 13 member C. The record is from RefSeq and is a predicted model, not a curated record. The transcript is spliced from 12 exons. NCBI's taxonomy places the organism in Eukaryota, Metazoa, Chordata, Mammalia, Didelphimorphia, Didelphidae. Bases 42 to 1724 code for a protein of 560 amino acids.